Messenger RNA from Asparagus officinalis (garden asparagus), 642 nucleotides. Its product is annotated as glucan endo-1,3-beta-glucosidase 7-like. The record is from RefSeq and is a predicted model, not a curated record. The annotation marks the transcript as partial. Gene Ontology annotation, cellular component: plasma membrane. The transcript is spliced from 3 exons. Gene Ontology annotation, biological process: carbohydrate metabolic process. Gene Ontology annotation, molecular function: hydrolase activity, hydrolyzing O-glycosyl compounds. NCBI's taxonomy places the organism in Eukaryota, Viridiplantae, Streptophyta, Magnoliopsida, Asparagales, Asparagaceae.
CACGCCGACCUGGUGCAGUACCUGAACCCGAUACUGAAGUUCCUGUCGGACAACGGGGGCCCGUUUAUGAUAAACCCGUACCCGUACUUCGCGUACCGGGACGACCCGAGGCCGGAGACGCUGGCGUAUUGCUUGUUCCAGCCGAACCUCGGGAGGCUGGAUCCUAACACCAAGCUUACGUACAUGAACAUGUUCGAUGCGCAGGUUGAUGCUAUAAAGUCGGCCUUGAAUUCGGCCGGAUUCGGCAAUGUCGAGAUCGUGGUGGCCGAGACCGGGUGGCCUUACAAGGGAGACAGCGACGAAGUUGGAGCCAGCGUCGACAAUGCGGCGGCGUAUAAUGGAAACUUGGUGAAGCAUUUGAGGACCAUGGUCGGGACUCCUCUGAUGCCGGGGAGAUCCGUGGACACCUACAUUUUCGCACUUUACGACGAGGAUUUGAAGCCCGGGCCGACUUCGGAGAGGUCGUUUGGGCUUUAUCGGCCCGAUUCCACCGCCAUCUAUGAUGCCGGGCUCUCUAAAUCUAGCUCGAGCCAGGUAAACCCUCCAGUGAACUCUCCGUCACCAGCUGCAACAGUCAAUCCAUCGCAACCUCAACCUCAACCUCAACCGGCCGUGGACUGCCGUCAAGGUCAACCGGAGACC